CUAGUAACCUCUGCGUAGGCAAUCAUGUGCAAUCGACUGUGUCACUUUUACAAAAAUGUCCUGUAUUUGCCAGUUCUAUACGCCCGGCGAGGAAGUUCCCGGAGACCUUGCGACAGAUCCUCUGCCUACAACUGAUGAUAUUCCAUCAGUCCCAAGCCCCGCAAAGAAGGUUGAUAAAGACUUGUUAGAGACAAAGGCUUCCGAAACUGGAGUGUCGGCCUCCGAUCUGGCCGACUGCCGUGCAGAAAAUUGGCUCCUAAAGAAGAAGUUACUGGAGUACGAGGUUACCAUUGAGAAUCUGGAGCAGCUAGUGACAACUAUAGUUGAAAAGCAGCAUCAAAUCUUGAGCGAAAUGUUUUACUUGCGAAAGGAGAAUCGAGAACUGCAGUCCGAGUGCCAUCUUCAACGCGAGUAUCACUCAAUGGAGAGGAAUGCCCUGAUGAGGGAGUUGCAUGACGCCCGAAGCUCGAGUCGAAGCCGAAGUUUUCUCUUGGGAUGUGGAUCUAAUGGAAGUAAAGGAUCCUCUAAUACCGACUGUGAAGAGGAAGAUAUCAGUGAAUUGGACGAUCAUUGCGAAAACGGUUGCGACAGCAAUGAAGAUCAGGGCUUGGAUGCCGAUGAAAAUUGUGAAUCGCCUUCAGCACCAAGUUCGGGUGAAAAUUCCUGUAGGACUUCCCCGUCUUCAUCAGACUCAGAGUCUAGUGACACGGAUGACAACACAUCACGUGAUUACAAAAGCAAUGAGGAUACCCCCAUCAGUAAUGGUGACACUGACUGACCGUACAAAAAGCAACCACUGCUUUAAGCAUUUAAAUUUAUAUUUUUCUGAAGAAAUACAUUUAAGACUUUAAAAAUGAAUCCCUCUUGGGAAGGCUUCCUGACAUUACUUUAACUUUCCAUUUAUCGCAUUAAGUAAUCAAAACAAGAACGUGACAAUCGCACAAAACAAAUCAACAAUACGUUUACCAUGACGUGACGGUAGCAGUCUGUCAAACAGACAAAAACAAACGCAUCAAAUGAGAAAAAUGGAGAAAACCUGUGCAAAGUAUUUGCAUAUCAAAACGCUAAAGGGCUGUGCAAAAACCAUAGCCGAAGUAUUCUCCAGGCUUGUGCCACACAAAUAUGAUUGAAUGGUUGGUAAAUAUAUAGUCCACCGAAAGAGGGAGUAUUUAAAUUACUGACAAAAACGUGUUAAGUGUUUAUCUAUCGAAAAAGUUCGAGGCAAAAAAUAGGAAGCCUUUCAUAGCUUCUGGCUUUACUCUGUACGGUUGUGUGGGUCUUGGCCCAACAGAAAUUGGUAAGAGAAGAGGGAAUGUGUGCUUGUAUGCUGGGCCAUUUAUCAAGCUGGAAAGUUUUUAUCACAAAUGAGUCGUGGCAAGGCAGUCGAAGGUCCCGGCCACCCGUUUGCCACCAGGAUUAAUGAGUCUCGUGUGCUUCUGCUGCUGCCUGUCCUAUUCUACAUCCUUGAAACCCGCCUCACAACACGUACCAAUAAUCCAUCAUCAGCCCUCUUCAAGUGGCAACUUGUGGAAGCUUUUGGAUUGCUUCCCAGAUCGGUUAUCUCCUCUGUGUUCCUUGUGAGGUUAUUGGACACCAUAUAUGGGUGUUGAUAACAACAGAAGUUAUGCCAUGUCAUAAAUGCAACUCUUCAGAUGCUUGAUUCAAGGAAGCAGUCGAUCUGCUCACACAGAUAAAGGAGCAAAUAACAAUACAAUGUGAGGCAACCGUUGCAGGUCAUUGCUGGCCAGCAAUGUAGCUGCUGUCCCAAAGAAAUUAUUAAUGACCAACCGGCUCUACUAUAUGCAUAUCGAGUCAAGAGCUGUUGGCAAUAUCAUUUAUCACUCGAGAAUUUUGUUCAGAAACUUGUUGCGCACAAAAAAGAUUUUCGUGUACACGUGAGAAGGGAUCCUUUGGACCGACAAGCUACUGAGGACUACCGCGGCACAAAUGGCUUGGAUAAGAGAUGUGAAACCGAACAAGGCAUGAAAGAAAAGCGCGUAUCUACGGCAGAAAUAUAUUAAUAUGCGAUGCCGACUGGGCAACCUAAACGCUAUGCAAAUCGCAUCAUAAAAGGUGAGGCGGUAUCAAACUGGUGUUGCUGGGUUAUCCCUAGCACUGACUAUUUAGCAGCAGCACCAGGCGCUGCAUCAGCAUCUCCGAAAGGAGCAACAAGUAGCUAACAAUUGCAUGUGACUGAGCAUUGAGAAUGGUGGGCAAGAGAUUAAUGGACUUGUGUUUCAGGCUACAUUGAAUUCUACUGGAGGUCUUGUGAAAAGCAGACAUAUGACACCAAAGUGUUGCUAAGUGGUUGCUUGCUCGCCUUUGUGAAUGACUAAUAUGUCUUAUGCGUGAAUGGUACGACCAUGCCGUUUAGGUCGUAAUUUUAUGUUAUAAGAACAACUCCUGCUAUCCCCUAACAUUAAACGAUAAAAACCGUAUUUUCUGGAUCAACGCCUACCUAUUUACUCAACCGUGUAAAUACACAAAACAUUCGCAGAAAACUGCAAAAAUAAAUUCGCGUGUUCUAAGCAAUUUCAAACCAAUAAUCGUUGGGUGUCUUUUAAAUUAAGUAACCAGAGCCAUGCAAGCCAAAUAUUAAGCCAUAUUGACAUGCCGCCAGUACAACAAUGAUGUGUGU
Messenger RNA from Drosophila subpulchrella, 2638 nucleotides. RefSeq lists its product as uncharacterized. The transcript has 3 exons. The coding region runs from base 56 to 778 and encodes 240 amino acids. The record is from RefSeq and is a predicted model, not a curated record. Lineage: Eukaryota; Metazoa; Arthropoda; Insecta; Diptera; Drosophilidae.